Suncus etruscus (white-toothed pygmy shrew) is the source of this 1331-nucleotide messenger RNA. It is a transcript of the gene RNASEH2B, whose product is annotated as ribonuclease H2 subunit B. Gene Ontology annotation, biological process: ribonucleotide metabolic process; RNA catabolic process. The coding region runs from base 184 to 1092 and encodes 302 amino acids. Lineage: Eukaryota; Metazoa; Chordata; Mammalia; Eulipotyphla; Soricidae. The transcript has 11 exons. The record is from RefSeq and is a predicted model, not a curated record. Gene Ontology annotation, cellular component: ribonuclease H2 complex; nucleoplasm.
UCCUCAGGCGGCCCCUGCCUGGCGCUAAAUUUAAAUCUCUGACCACGGCGUGGGCUGACUCCGGAAACGAAAAGCCCGCGCGCCUUCGGUGCAGGCCUGAGUGCGCCGCGCUACCCGGAACAGACGCUUCUCCCGCCAUUUUCGCUCGGAAGGCUGCGGCCUGCACUAGGCGUGGUGGAGGCUAUGGGCGGCGGCGGGGAGCGCGCGGCCGAGCAGCGCGUGUUCCUGCUCCCAGAAUAUUUGAAAAAUGCUUCUAAGAUGAAAAAUGGACUUAUGUUCGUAAAAUUGGUUAACCCCUGUUCAGGGGAAGGAGCCAUUUACUUGUUCAAUAUGUGUCUGCAGCAGCUGUUUGAAAUAAAGGUUUUCAAGGAAAAACACCAUUCUUGGUUUAUAAAUCAGUCAGUUCAAUCAGGUGGUCUUCUCCACUUUGCAACACCUAUGGAUCCUCUAUUUCUGCUUCUCUAUUAUCUUAUAAAGGCUGAUAAAGCGGGAAAAUUUCAACCCCUAGAUCAGGUUUUGAUGGAUGACAUGUUUCCAAAUUCCAUCUUAUUGCUGAAACUUCCUGAACUUGAGAAGUUACUUCAACAUGUGACACAGGAAAAAGAAAUAAAUAGCAGGAAGUAUUAUAAGUAUAGCAAAGAGAAGACAUUGAAUUGGCUGGAAAAAAAGGUUCAUCAGACUGUUGCAGCUUUAAAAACCAAUAAUGUAAAUGUGAGUGGCCGAGUUCAGGCAACUGCCAUUUUCUCUGCUGAUCAGGCCUCUAGUGAAAAAGAAGAGGAUUAUAUUCUCUAUGCCUAUGGUCUGAUAUCUGAUUAUAUCCCUAAAGAAUUAAGUGAUGACCUCUCUAAGUAUUUAAAACUUCCAGAACCUUCAGCUCCAUUGGCAAAUCCUCCAUCUAAGAAAGUAAAGUUAUCAGAUGAGCCUGUAGAAGCCAAAGAAGAUUACACUAAGUUUAAUUCUAAAGAUUUGAAGACUGAAAAGAAAAAUAGCAAAAUGACUGCAGCUCAGAAGGCUUUGGCAAAAGUUGACAAGAGUGGAAUGAAAAGUAUCGAUUCCUUUUUUGGUGCAAAAAAUAAAAAAAAAAAAAGUUGAGCAGAUUUUAAAAAGAAAUCUAGCCCGUUACAAGUACUAUUUUUACUCCUUCCUCCAAAGCCACUGUGCUUACCCUUAAAUUAUCACCUUAUGGGAGAAAGGGCGGGCAGUUCUUCAACAUUUCUUUGUAUUUGAUUUUUAUGUCCCUGAACAGAAUAUGGGAAAGUAAUUAUGCAACUUCAUGGCUUAUGGCCUUUGGAGUUUCUUUUCACAUAGUGAAAAGCAAUCAAGUGAAUAGA